Photinus pyralis (common eastern firefly) is the source of this 1830-nucleotide messenger RNA. RefSeq lists its product as uncharacterized. The record is from RefSeq and is a predicted model, not a curated record. Lineage: Eukaryota; Metazoa; Arthropoda; Insecta; Coleoptera; Lampyridae. Gene Ontology annotation, molecular function: DNA binding. Gene Ontology annotation, cellular component: nucleus. The coding region runs from base 1 to 1830 and encodes 609 amino acids. The transcript has 4 exons.
AUGUCGUUUGGGGGAAUGCCGCGCGAUAGUUCCGGGGCAAUAACGUGUGGGCGCGAUAACAUGACUAGAAAAUAUAAACGAAAGUCGCAAAAGUGCAACUGGUCUCCAGAACAGUUGCGGGCAGCAAUUGAUGCUAUAAGAGAUGGACGAGCUAUUCGGGAAGUAGGAAGAGCCUUUGGGAUUCCUGAGUCUACUUUACGUGACCGACUAAAGUCUAACAAUUCGGAUGCAGCAAAAUUGGGAAGAAAUCCUGUAUUCAACAAAGCCCAAGAAGAAGCUUUAUCAACACACGUCCAAAAAUUGGCAAAAGUUUUCUUUGGGACUACUCCGAUUGAACUGCGCCGACUAGCUUACAGUUUCGCCGAAGAAAACAAUAUUAAGCACCCUUUCGAUUCCGAAAAGAAAUUGGCUGGCGAAGAUUGGCUAACUCUUUUUUUAAGGCGCAACACUACUAUUAGCCUUAGGCAACCGGAAGAAAGUCGAAUCUUCAACGUCGACGAGACCGGGAUUUCGACCGUUCAAAAGCCAGCUAAGAUUUUUGCACCCAAGGGACAAAAACAAGUAGGAUCUGCGAUAUCCUGGGAACGGGGAAAAACUGUAACGGUUGUUUGUGCCAUGAGUACUUUGGGUCAAUAUAUCCCACCGAUGUUUAUUUUCCCGAGACAAAGGAUGAAUCCACAUUUGCAAAAAAAUGGUCCUCCUGGAGCAGUUUAUCACUGUUCAAAAAAUGGCUGGAUUAAUGAAGGGCUUUUCUUGGAAUGGAUAAAACAUUUUAAUAGUCAUAUAUCAAAGCAAGCCUACUGCCUAGAAGACCCCGUGCUUUUGAUACUCGACAAUCAUUCAAGCCACAUUUCACUGGUAGUUUAUAAUUACUGCAAAGAUCAUGGAAUUGUAAUGCUGUCCAUUCCACCCCACACGUCCCACCGCAUGCAACCACUCGAUCUGACUUUGUAUGGCCCUUUGAAAAAUGCGUUUAAUCGGGAAUGUGACUUACACAUAAGAACCAAAGCCUUUGAAAAAAUAACGCAUUACGACUUGGCAUCCAUCUUUAACAAGGCAUACAUAAAAGUUGCUACGAUGGACAAAGGAAUUUCUGGCUUUCAAGCUGCUGGUAUUUGGCCAAUAAAUCCAGAAAAAUUUUCCGAAGAUGAUUUCGGCCCAAAUCCCGAAAACGACAUAGUGCUUGACCAUUCGCAAGUGAAUUUAGACGAUGAGACGGAAGAAACGACACAAAGGAAGCAAAUAGUCCAAAAAAAUUCUAAGAUUGAAAAAGAAAAAACUAAAGACACUCGCAAACCUCAACCAAGACCAUCGAGAGACUGCGACAACCUUGAACCUCAACCAGGACCGUCAAGAGAUUGUGUUGUUAAUAGGGACUCCCCACCUCGCUCCCCACUCAAGCAGCUAGAAAAUUUGGCUCCUGUCGUUACUAAGAAUUCUCCACUUCGUAAGCAGUUGGAAAUACUUUCACCCAUUCCAAUAUCAGUGUGUGAUACGUCUGCCCAGAAACGAACAAAAAAGCAUUCCGAAAUUUUGACGUCUACUCCUCUAAAGGAGCAGCUCGAAGCGGCUAAAGAAAAAAAGAUCCAAAAGGAAGAACAGGCAAGAGUAAAAAAUGUGGACGUCGGCGCGCAUCUUCUCAACGUAUGUUUUUUGACUCGCGAGCCGCUUCGCGCGCGCAUGAUGCGAGCCGUCGGCUGUCGGUUUUUUGGACCCGCUCAAAAGAAAACGUGCGUGCGUUGCGAUUCAGUGUGGACGGUGAAAUUGACGUGUUUAGUAAUUUUCAACGUGCGUGCCUCGUGUUGUAAAAGUUUGUUUAGUUUACAUUAG